UCGACCUGGAAACUCUCAACCAAAAUAUGUAGUAGUGUUAAUAUAUUACGAAAACAUCCCUUGUUACUGAAAAUUCUUAAAAAACUCGCCCAAAUAUCUUAACCUCGGAAAAGGAAGUCCAGAGAAGAAAGAAAAAGAAGAAGAAGAAGAGGAGAAUGAUGGCGUCACUCACAAAUUCUGCAAUUUGGGAUGAAAUCGAGAAAUCAGAGAGUUAUCUUGUUUGUUGUAUGUUUGAGGAGGCAAUCACUUUGUCUUCUUCUGUUGUUGAACGACUACGCAAAGCUGAUAACUCCGAAACAAUACAAGAUACUGAGUUGGUUGACAUGUUGGAAUCAGCUGGGAUGGUAUAUGUUCAAUCUCUAAAAGAGUUGGGAAGAACAUCGGAAAUUUUGAAUGAGCUUAAAGUUUUAUUUGGUUCAGUAACAUCUCUACCCGUUCAAGUUCUUCUUACUGGGUCAUGCUUUCUGAUAUCAGAUGAAUCACUUUCUGAUCUUCCUGAAUUGCUCAAAGACUUUCUUGGAAGGUGGAGCUUGGUCGAUGAUGAGAGUCAGCACUAUGUGCUUGCUAACGAAGAAAACUCAAAUGUGGCUUAUCAAAAAGGAGUUGAUGGGCGUUAUUUUCUGGAGAUUGAAAAGUACUUGGAGGUUGCAGAAGUAUAUGCUGUAACACUUCUUGGGAUGGUUUUAAAUGAUACUGAUCAUGCAAUUGCCUGGGUGGAGCAAGCCGAGUUUCCCGAAGGAAAUCGUCAAGAUCUUUUGAGGAGAUUACGUUCUUUAUAUUCUCUAAAAGCUACCAAGUCAUCCCAAGAUGUGGAAACACCCAUGUACAAGGCCCACAAUGAUUCUGGCCAAGAUACCAUAUCUGGAGUUGAACAAGCGUCAUCAAUAACAUCGAAAGUUUCCCCCUCACUUAAUGGCAGGGACAGUGUUAAUAAAGAAUCCAUUUUAAAACUAAGCAAACGAGUGGAACCUUGUUUCUGGUGGUUCCGUACUGUCACUCUGAAAUUUGGCAAUGCUCGGUUGGUCAUUUCUCAUGGAAAAAUUGUGCUCUGGGGUUCAUUCGUCUUGUUCAUUUUUUAUGUUCUUCGGAAGAAACAAGCUACUUUAAAAGGGAUUGUUAGUAAACAAGCUUCCUCUGUGAAGAAAGCUCUGGUGGAUAUGUGGCAACUAGCAUUUUCAGUCCAAGUGAACCCUCUAGCAGCUGUGCAGUCUCUUCCCUCUAUGUCACGUUGAAACAGGUGAUUGUGCUCCAUGCUAAUUGGCUGUCUGACUGAUGGAGUUGACAUAUCUUCAAACCCGAGGACGGAAGUGUGGAUUCUCAAAUAAACGUCAUGAAUUAUUUUGGUGCAUAAAAUUAGGAAAACAAGCAGAGUCUGUGAUGAAUAAUGCUCCAGAAAAGUUCUCCUUCAGUUUGUGGAGUUUUUCUUUGUUCUUCCUUUCUAGAGGGAGAAGAAAAAGUUGAAUAAAACUGUAUCAGUGUAUCACUCUUGUUCUUUAUAAUUAAAGCAUCUCAGUUAAAAUCUUGUUGGUA
Molecule: messenger RNA, 1530 nt
Organism: Papaver somniferum (opium poppy)
Lineage: Eukaryota; Viridiplantae; Streptophyta; Magnoliopsida; Ranunculales; Papaveraceae
Product: protein APEM9-like
Exons: 6
Coding region: 156-1232 (358 amino acids)
Biological process (GO): peroxisomal membrane transport
Source: RefSeq, a predicted model, not a curated record